GCUUCUGCACCCCUUUUGAACCCCCUGGGCGUCGCCAUACAACAUAGCGUGGUGACACGGAGAAAUGAAACGUGAAACUAUAUACUACUAUUGUGGUAUUUGAAUACCUCGACUUGUCACAAUAGCUCAAUACCAAAAGGUGAGGGCUGAAUAGCGUUCAGUUCGGGACAGAUUACCGAACCAUAUCAAUGAAAUACGUCAAGGGAGAUAUAAUACAGUAUGAUAACUCGCUGUGUAUGAUCCGCGGAGUAAUGGCGCUACUAAGCUCUUGAAUAAAUGUCGGGUUUAUGAAGCUGGUUUAUCCAACAAGCAAUUGGCAUACACGGUAUGGAGUAUGAACACGACGAGGAUUUAUCCUUCCCGGAUCAUGGUUUCUACUCGGUACAGGACGAGUCACACAGAAGAUACAGCCGUACCGGGAAACAUCGGAUACUCGCUCAGAAAUACGACGCUAGCCUUAUGAAGUACAGGUACAGCGAUGAGACUGAGAAAAGCUCCCCAUACAGCAAGACACUGUCUGAAUCUGACAGUCCAGUCCCGUCGGAUUCGGCCGGUAGCUACCAAGGUGUGUACUCACCGCAAUUGGCGCAGAGGAAUGGAAACUUCAAAGACACUCCAUGGACCUCAUCUAAAGAGCCCCGACGAUCUUUGAUCGACGAAGAGUCAGCAAGCACAUGGAUUUCCCCGGGAGUGCAUCCAGCUAUCACUGGCCCAUUCGAGAAGAUUCGACACCCUUUUCCCGAUUCAUUAACAACAGAUAACAAAUUUGACUUUGAAAACGUUGAUCCAGGUGAUCAUUGGCUAACAGAUGACAGUUCCCACCGGGACAACAUCGGAAGCAUGGAUGAAAGUGAACAACGUACAUUCGAACGAACGAAUAACGAACCAAGCGACGACCCAUCUCAUCGGGAGCCUCCACCGCCGUAUUCUGUGGCUGUUCGCUCCUCGAAGGGACCAGCUCCAAGGUCAUACUUAGAUAUCGUUCCAGAGCUCACUAAGGAUUUACAAGGCCUACCUGAUAUUGACAGACUGCUUGAAAAUCUAGAAGGUUCAAAAUCUCAUCCGGAAUUGCCAUAUCACAAUAGUGACUUUGCCAAACCUGCCGAUAAAUUACAAGUUGACAUCAUCAACCAGCCCAAUGUUUCUGUUUGGGCUGAACUUGUCCAUAUUGACGAGUCUGAGGACGAGAAGCCACUGCGUCCCAAUAAUGGCAUCAUCAUCACGGAGAACAGAGAAAGGCGGGCAAGCUCUCCUGAUAGGCACAUCCGGUUCGUCCUUGAGGGGAAAAGAGGUCAGAGCGACCCCGAAGACAUCACUCGAGCUUCAGAGAGUAUCGACUGGAUGGGUCCUGAGAUUCGGGAGCUGCAGGCAAGGGAUCCUUAUGACGCAGAGGUUGGCAGAGACCAAGCAUAUGAACAACAUCAUGGAGAACCCGUGGGCUUGACGCCACUGGUGGAUGAAGUGUUCAGCUACCCUAGGACUUCUGACGAUGCCGCACCAGAAGAUGAAAGUUCCCAAAACUAUGGUCUGGACAAUCCGGGAUAUGCCUACAACAUUGAAGAAUUGAAUAAUUAUACCUCCGUAGACCAGCACAGACCUACAAAGAAGCCUGUUUCGUCGGACAGUGUGCGCCGUCGAGCAAUAGAUUGGUAUGGGAAGGGACAUGUCUAUGAUAGCUCCCAAUCUUCAACACUUGAUAGUGUAUUUACUGAACGCAGCUGGGCAUCAGAUGUAGGACAGCCAAGGGCGUAUCGUCAGAAAAGAAGAGUGUACCCCAAACCGAAAGAUCCAGUCGGGGACCUGGGUGAUGGGUUGCAAUCAAAACUUGGUAGGAAGACUAUUGAUAAAGAGAACGACCGUCUGCAUCAGAGCAGUUCUGCGAGAUCACGAAAGCCAGGCGAUAAAGACGAAAUGGGUCAAAGCAGGGGGCAUGGUGCGCCCUCAGGCGGUGAACAUCCUAGACAGGAGGCGCAAGAAGGAGAUGUUCGAAGAUCCCUUAUCAAGCAGGAACUAGACCUCUUUAUGCAAAGAAAAUCAGGUCCUAAUAGCCAUUCAACAAGCAAGCGUGUAGGACCCCUCGAAUCCAGAAGGCCAUCGGCCGAAAGAAGCUAUAACAGUAGAAUCGCUAGUAAAGCAACAUCCGCAAGUCCUCAUAGGCCACAACAACGAGCAUACAUAGCCGGGGAACAUCCUUUAAAUAGCAAGGGUCGUACGCAGCUUAAUUCGACACGGGUUAACUCAAGGCCCAAGCCCAGAACCUUCUCCGAUGAACAUCUCCAUCGAGCUGUUCCACUAAGAAACCCUGCCCUCGUAGGAAAGAAUGACCGACCACUGACAUACCCGAAUGAUAUCAACAGACCAUUUUUGCAACUCAUUUUCCAGGAAGAUAACAAUGCCAUACGUAAUAAUCUCAAUAAAAUCAAUGAAAACAAUCCCCCCUCUCAGAGACUACGACCAACUCAAGAACCCAGACAACAUCUUUCAUCAAAGCAUCCACACCGACCUGGCAGAGACGACAAUCUUAGGCCACACGAGCAAAGGCCUCACCGACCUCAUACAACUAGAAGACCAAGUGACAACAAGGGAAAUCGAUCGCAACUUCCGCCGAAACCACAACGCCAUAUAAGACACGACGAUUCACAGCCAGCUGGUCAUGUACACCCUCCAGGAAAACCUUCGUUACAGACACAUCCAACUCAUGACAGACAUCAUCAGUACAAACCGUCAAAUGAAAGACGAACAAGAGAGAACAACGAAAUAACCUCGAACAUGUCAGCCGUUUCGCAAGUACCACACAGACAUGUACGUCCAGAACCCUCAGCUAACACGAACGAAAAAGUGAAUCACAGGCCGGCGAAUGAAAGACGAUCCAGAGGUGAGAUCGAGGAGACUUCUCCGACCAUUGUAACCGUUUCAGAAGUGCCACAACUGCGUCGCGAUCCAGAAACCCCACCUAGCAACAACCAACAAGGGCAGCAAGGGGAACAGACACCCGCGAGUAGAAAGAAGUCUGACACGGGGACUUUUUCAAAUCAUCGAUUCUUCUCAGUGAUGGCGGCUAUCUGGUUUUUCCCAAUCGGGAUCUGGGCACUCAGAAAAUCUCAUCAGGUGGACUCUCAUGUAAAAGCAAAGGAUCUGCCAGGUGCCAGAAAAGCGUCCAAGUCGGCAAGAAACCACGCCAUCGCUGCCUUUGUCUUAUUUGGCUUCAUCGUACUCAUCCUGAUAGCGAGGCUGAUAGAGAUUACUAUUGACCCUCGUAAAACGUUCAUCCAGUACUAUGAGAUAGUUCCCGAAGAGGUUGAUAGGAUAUGAUGCUAGAGGUCGCCAUAGAAUCUACAAAACCGUUUAUCCAGAACUAUGACAUAGUGACGGAUAAUGUAAAUAGAAUAUCGUAUUAUACCAGGGUAACUUUUAGUGAGGUGGUUGUAAACUACUAUUGACCCUCGUAAAACGUUCAUCCAGUUCUAUAAGAUAGUUCCCGAAGAGCUUGAUAGGAUAAGAUACUAGAGGUUGCCGUAGAACUAUAUGAAACCAAUUAUCCAGAACUAUAAGAUAGUGCCGGAUAAUGUAAAUAUAAUAUCGUAUUAUAUCAGGGUAACUUUUAGUGAGGUGGUUGUAAACUACUACUGUUCCUCGUCAAACAUUCAUACAGUACUAUACGUGACUGAAAAGGUUGAUAAAAUAUGAUGGUAAAGGUUGCCGUCGAACUAUAUGAAACCAAUUAUCCAGAAUUAUAAGAUUGUGCCUGAUAAUGUAAAUAGAAUAUCGUAUAUAUCAGGGUAACUUUUAGUGAGGUGGUUGUAAACUACUACUGUCCCUCGUCAAACGUUCAUACAGUACUAUACGUGACUGAAAAGGUUGAUAAAAUAUGAUGGUAAAGGUUGCCGUCGAACUAUAUGAAACCAAUUAUCCAGAACUAUGACAUAGUGCCGGGCAAUGUAAAUAGUAUAUCGUAUUAUAUCAGGGUAAUUUUUAAUGAGGUGAUUGUAAACUACUACUGUCCCUCGUAAAACGUUCAUACAGUACUAUACGUGAUUGAAGAGGUUGAUAGAAUAUGAUACUAAAGGUUGCCGUCGAACUUCUGAAUUUUUUUUCCAGAAUUAUAAGAUUGUGCCCGAUAAUGUUAAUAUUUUACUAGUGUCAUUUUAGUGAGGUGAAUAGAACCACUACUGUCCCUCGUAACACGACCAUACAGUACUAUCCGUGACUGAAGAGGUUGAAAGAAUAUGAUGCUAAAGGUUGCCGUCGAACUUCUGAAAACAAUUUUCCAGAAUUAUGAGAUUGUGCCUGAUAAUCUUAAUAUUUUACUAGUGUUGUUUUAGUGAGGUGAGUAGAACCUCUACUGUCUCUCGUAACACGUUCAUACAGUACUAUCCGUGACUGAAGAGGUUGAUAGCAUAUGAUGCUAAAGGUUGCCGUCGAACCUAUGAAAACAAUUUUCCAGAUUUAUAUGAUUGUACCUGAUAAUUUUAAUAUUUUAAUAGACAGUGUCAUGUUAGUGGGGUAAAUAGAAACUAAUACAGUCCCUCGUAAACGUUGAUGAGAGGUUGGUACAAAAUGACUCCGUAGACCGUUGAUGCUCUUGAAACUUUUAUCCAGGUCUUUGAAAAUAUAUCAUGUCUGAUUGGGCUGAUAACGGUGUAAUGUUUAAACAAUGGGAUGAUUAUAGGCCGUCGCAAAACAAGCAGGAGUUCGAUAAGAUGAAUGGUAUAUGCAUAUAUAUAUAUAUAUAUAUAACCCUACAUGUUGUAUUAACAAGACAUCUUUAUAUAACCCUAAAUGGUACAUUAACCGGACAUCAAAACAACUAGUAUAUUACACUAACGCUAACCCUAACCCUGACCCUAAAUUAAAAACAAUAUAACUAAUAAAACUAAUGACUAAUGAUUAAACAUAUUGCUUCUUGGGAAGCUUAUAAGUUUCCUCUGCCUGUAAACGUACGUAGACGACAGUUAUUGUUAUUGUUCAAACGUUAACAAUAACAGGGCAUGCAAAUGUCCUGAUAAUGACCAUGCUUACUUCAUAAACUAAUUUUUCACUACAUAUGUCUGUGUAAUGAGAUGUAUACAUCUAAGUUUAUAAUAGAUACAGUAAUAUCAAAUAGAAGAGAUGAAUUAAAUUGUAUGUCACAACUCAAGUUUGAAUACUGAAAUGCAUGGGUAGUACUUCCAUUCAAUGAAACAUGUAAUAUAUACAUUUUUCGUCUUAGGAACCAAACAUUGUAUCGAGGGUAGAAUCAGAGUGUGUGCUCUCCUUACCUUUUGGAUCAAUACCGUCCAUCAUUUGAGAUCAAACCGGUUUCAUGAUGUCACAAUAAAUAGAAUGACGUAGUCCUCAUAA
This is a messenger RNA of Strongylocentrotus purpuratus (purple sea urchin), 5340 nucleotides long. RefSeq lists its product as uncharacterized. The record is from RefSeq and is a predicted model, not a curated record. Gene Ontology annotation, cellular component: membrane. NCBI's taxonomy places the organism in Eukaryota, Metazoa, Echinodermata, Echinoidea, Camarodonta, Strongylocentrotidae. The transcript has 4 exons. The coding region runs from base 328 to 3312 and encodes 994 amino acids.